Molecule: messenger RNA, 1881 nt
Organism: Penicillium soppii
Lineage: Eukaryota; Fungi; Ascomycota; Eurotiomycetes; Eurotiales; Aspergillaceae
Product: EXO70 family protein
Exons: 3
Coding region: 1-1881 (626 amino acids)
Biological process (GO): exocytosis
Cellular component (GO): exocyst
Molecular function (GO): phosphatidylinositol-4,5-bisphosphate binding
Source: RefSeq, a predicted model, not a curated record
AUGGUGGCUCCAAGGAACACUGCAUAUGCUGAGGAGAGCGCCGAGGUCGAGGUGCUCUAUGCCAACCUCGAAAAGCUCAACCGGCUUACCAAGAAGAUACAGGGAUCUAUGGUCCGCCUUGAGACGAGUGGAAAGGUCGUUAAGGAAGCCAUUGGUCCUAUUUACAGCAAUACGCAAUCUCUACAAAUUACCAACAGCAACAUCGACAAGGUCAACGAUGCCAUCGAUCGCUUGCGCCAGCCUCUCGAUGCGAAGAAUCGCGAAGAUGGUACCAUUCGCGCGGGUCCUCAGAACUCCGGUCUCAAGGCUUAUAUCAUGGCGAUGAAACGUGUUGAAAAGGCGCUGGUCGACCUCAGCACGACAAACUUGCGAUCAAACCAACAAGCGAUGACCGAUUUCAAUGAUCUCUUGAAUAUUGGAAGUUUGAAGCUUCAAGAAACGUUGCGGGCAGAAUUGAAUCAGCACGUCACUCCUGUCGAGCCCCUACACUAUCUUACCAAAGGCCUUCAAUUCCCAUCUAUCCCUGAAGAUACCAUCGCUCAUUUGGCGCAAUUGUGCUCGGCGAUCGGCUCCGCGUCCAUUCAUGGACUCCAGCGCAGCAAGGGGGAGAACCCCGCGAUGAAGAUAUACGCCGAAACACGGGGUCCAUAUAUCACAGCUAGCUUGCAGAACCUCGCCAUCGCAUCCAUGAAUACCGUGAAGCGACGACCCACCGAUGGCCCUUACAAGCAAGGUACCAAUGGUAUUGGUAUCUACUCCAAUGCGCUGGAGGCUUUCAUCAUCACAGAACACGGCAUUAUUCAGCAGAUGUUUAGCGGCGCUCAGCAAGGUCUGGUGUUACAGGCCACAUUCCUCUCUGCAAUGGGCGAAUACUCCAAAACACUGCGUGAGCUCAAUCAGUAUAUCAAGGCCAAUUUGAUGACGGACUGUUUCCUGGCCUUUGAAAUCAUCGAAAUUGUAAUGAAAAUGUCAUAUGAUAUUGAACCAAAGGCUGCGGAGCUGAAAAGCCUUCUGGUGGAAGCGCUGCGGCCUGUACGGGAGACUGCCAAGUCAUCCCUCUCGGAAUUACUCGAGGAAACGAAACGCAAGGCUUCUACCGUUCCACUCCCACCAGACGGUGGGUCAGUACCUCUUGUGGAGGAAGUGAUGAACUCGUUAGCCACUUUAACUGGCUACGAAGAUCCCUUGAGCUCUAUUUUGACAUCUUUGGGCGAUGGAAACUGGCAUGCCAAGUCCAAAGCUUCAGGCUCUGCGCCGCUGGAUGUAGGGCCAGACACCAAAGUUCUUCUCUCGCAUUUCAUUCUGGACAUGCUUGAGGCCUUGAUGACCUCUCUGGAAGCCCGCGGUCGGGCAUUCCACCGAUCCAAGGCAGCACUUGGUGUUUUCUUGUCUAACGUAUUCUGCAUUGUCGACCGAUCCAUCCGACAAACCCCCGAACUAGCGCAGAAAUUAGGCGCCCCUGACAGCAUUGCCAGGAUCGACACCUUCCGCAAGCGCGCAACUUCUACCUACCUAGACGCAUGGAAGGAAACAUCGCAAUACCUCCUCGAUGUACAGUACACGUCCCGUGGAGCGCAGCGCAAUUCUGGCGGCAACGUGGAUUCGAGUGCCAUUGUCAAGUCUCUGUCCUCCAAGGAUCGGGACGCGAUUAAGGACAAAUUCAAGUCAUUUAAUGCAAGCUUCGAUGAGAUGGUAUCUCGGCACAAGACUCUUCACAUGGAGCGUGAGGUACGCACUGUGUUGUCUCGAGAAUUGCAGACUGUCCUGGAGCCCUUGUAUGCUCGCUUUUACGAUCGAUAUGUGGAGAUCGACAAGGGACGGGGCAAGUACAUCAAAUACGACAAGGCAAGCUUGUCAGUACAGUUGGCACAGCUGUCUUAG